Molecule: messenger RNA, 3370 nt
Organism: Darwinula stevensoni
Lineage: Eukaryota; Metazoa; Arthropoda; Ostracoda; Podocopida; Darwinulidae
Source: the annotation of a GenBank genome assembly
UUUCUCCUUGCUUAGAGAUUUUUCCUCUGUGCUACAUUGGUCGUAAAUAUAUUAUAAAAGAAAAAGCAGGAUUUGUGACUGAGAUCUAUACAGCCCUAUACAAGAGCUGCCAAGGUCUCAGCAUCUUUCUGAGAAAUACUCAGACCACCUGCUGCACCUUCGUGGGUACACGACAUCUUGACUGGACUUUGAACGGUGUCACGGCACACUGAGAGGCCUCCAAGAUUCCGGUGCCAACCAAGUUUAGGCCCACAUUCAGGAGAGACUGUAUGGUGGGCGAAGGAAGCAUGAAUGAGAGAGGCCACCUCUCCAAGCGACGCCCUCGCACUUGGGCUCCUGGAUCUCGUUCCAUUCGGCCGAGCAUGAACCAGAAGCCGGCAUCCCAGUCUGCAUCUGCCUCCCCCAAGACUGUGGAGAGACCCAUUGAAGCUGAAGGAGUUUACUCUAACGAGCGUUUCGUGCAUGCAGUAACGUCUAUUAUCGGCUGUACCACUCAGGUGCUCACGAGCAGUGGCUCACUUUAUGAGGGAAUCCUGCGUGCCUUUUCUCCCAAGUUUGAGGUGUGCUUGGAGAUGGCUCACCUGGUGGACCCAAAGAAACCCGAAGAUGUCGAUAAGUCCAAGCUGGUCAACACCCUCCUCCUUAGCCCUCAAGACAUAGUGCACAUUUCUGCCAAGAAUGCCAGCCUUGAUUAUGCUACAAAAGGCAUUCGCUUCAAUGGGGAGAUCUGCGAGCGAGAGCUGGAACCCUGGGAGGGCCCCUCCAUUGAUGGAGAUGAUUUGCAAUUGGAGAAUGAUCCUAAUGGAUGGGAUGCACAAGACAUGUUCCGUACAAAUGAGGAGAACUUCAACGUGAAGUCGACAUACGAGCCCACGAUGCGGGAAUACACGGUAGCCAUCCACCAAAAUGACUCGGAUGAAUUUCGAUGGCGAGAGAAGGAGGCACAACGCCUAGCCUCUGAGAUUGAGCAGAACCCAACCUCUCGGACCAGAGGCGAAGUCGAGAACGGAGACGACGAGGAUCGGUUUUCGGCCGUGGUACGGCCAUCUGGAUCUCCGAACCAGGGCGGUGGUAAGUACGUUCCACCACAGCGGCGACGUGGAGCUCCAAACAACUCCAGCAGGCCAGUAGUGCCCCGCCACCAGCAGCAGCAGCAAGCUCCUCAACAACAGCACCCAGUCAGCCCUCCAGUGGCACAACAAGCUGCAACCCACCAGCCCAACACUUCAACCUAUGCACAUCCCUUCCCCAAUGCCAACACAACCCAUAUGGCAAAUGAUGCUGGGAAGCCAUAUGAGCCAGAAGAUGACAUUAAGGAGAGUACCAACAUGGAGAAGGCUACAAAAGGUCCAGAGGGUGCCCUUCCGCAGCGAACGGAUGCAGCCGACAGACGCUCGGAGCGAGCAAGAGAACGAAAUCGGGACCGUGUAGAGAAAGACAAGGAGAAGGAACCACCAGAGCCAGGGAAGAAACUGCAACCAGCUGAAAAGAAGGGCUCCCCCACUUCCUCCAAAGUUCACACUCCUGUUGCAGGAGAUCCUAAAGUGACAGAGCUGAAGAAGUUCCAGCAGGAAUUCCAAUUGGUGGUGCCACACUCGGCGGGAGCCAGCACUGGCAUGAUUCCCGAGUCGCACCAGUCUCCUGUCCCGCUCGACGAGAUGCCCGAGCAGAAGAUGAAACCGAUGGACUCCCCCCCAGAUGGAAGCAAUGUUUCAACUCCCAUUGGCCUGGAUCCUGGGGAAGAAGAGAAGGGAGGAGGUGGGGUGAAGAAAUCCACCCUUAAUCCCAAUGCCAAGGAAUUUGUUCUCAAUCCCAAUGCCAAGGCCUUCACCCCGCGUUCCCCAAGUACCUCAACACCCCCACAAGUGCUGACCCCACAGAUUCCUCAGGGGAUCCAGGCCCCAGCAGCCCUGAUUCCGGCUGCAUUCCCACCCCAGCAGUCGUUCCCUGGGGCACCGGGGCACCCGCUCGGGGGUGGGCCACCCCCGCCGCUCCCAUCGUACAUCCUUCCUGCCCUGCAGCAGUAUGUGGUCUCAGUGGGGCCCCAUCUCGCUGGAGGGGUGUCGGCAGGGAUCCCGAAUCACAGCAUGGGCAUGGCUCAUCAUCAGACCCAGCCUAUUUUCACGCAUGCUGUGACCAAGCCCCCUCGCUUCAAUAAGAUGGGUGGGUCUGGUGGACCUGGAGGCGGAGGUGGUGUUGGAGGUGGCAGCAUUAACAUGGGAGGGGGUGGUGGCAUGGUCCAGGCUAGAUCUUCAGAUAUCACCCCACAGGUGGCAGCUGCCACUGGUCAGCCACUUCUUGCCCCUGCAGCUGCUGCUGCCCUCAGUCCACAUCUGGCUCACCUUUACCAGGGUGCCCUCUCACACACCCAAGCCUAUCCGCCUCAACUCUACAUGAUGACGACGCCUCAGGGAACGAUCCCAGUGAUGCAGGCGCCUGCAGGUGCACACAACUUCUCCUCCUCGGACUCAGGUGGCCUGGGACCGCCGGUCUCUGUAGCUGGAAUGCACCCCAUGUUCAUGCCCACCCAGCACAUCCCACCGACACAGACUCCACCUGGGACGGGGGUCCAGGCAGGCCCCGGUGGGGGCGGUGGAGGACAGCAACAGGGACAGAGCACGACACCACGAGCCACCCCUGGCCCUCCCCCGAUGCAGGGGCCCACCUCGCUCGUCUACCCGCCGACGACCCUCUCCCCGGGCCACGUUCUCCUCUUCCCAACGCCUGGUCCAUUUUCACAGGGCGGAGGUGGUGGGGGCUUAGGGGGAUCUGGGGCCGGUGGUCCACCGGGCCAGGGUCCCCAUCAUCCCAUGCUCAUGUCUCAAGGCAUGGUCUCAAGUCCUAUGCAAAUUCAGCCCAUGUUCAUUCAACACCCCCAGGCCAUAGAAGAAUGGUACAAGCCACUACCACCAUGUGAGAUGAUGGAAUUUGGUGGAAGUGGUGGGGAUCCAUGCCGGGAGUGUACGAGCAGCACGAGCCCACCCGUCCUCCCGAACCAAAAUAUCCUAUGGCCCCCUCCUGCUCCUGGUUCAUUUCUUAUCUCCCACCUCCCCUACCUCCUGAAACAAGGUCGGAACCCAGCUCGACCCUUUGUGAACCACCUUCGCUCGCCCUUCCUCUACAACUCACCCCAGACUUGAUGGCACCAGCCCUCUCCUUCCCGUUCCUCCCUCUACCGCUUCUUCAUAUGCCGCCAACACUAUGUCCACAUCUGAUUUUGCUUUAGAAGAUGAGAGUAAUGGUAAUGAUAGGCAACAGAACCUUUUUUUGUUGAGGAAACUCACUGAUUAUGCUGCCAUUGCUAGCUGAUUGCUAUUGAGAGUUUUCCAGGAAUAAUAUUAUCGUAAAUACCGAUUUAAAGUUACCCAGG